This is a messenger RNA of Physcomitrium patens, 2080 nucleotides long. Its product is annotated as serine/threonine-protein phosphatase 5. Gene Ontology annotation, molecular function: hydrolase activity; protein binding. The record is from RefSeq and is a predicted model, not a curated record. NCBI's taxonomy places the organism in Eukaryota, Viridiplantae, Streptophyta, Bryopsida, Funariales, Funariaceae.
CAGGCCCCGUGCCUGCUCGCUCAUCACCCUUGCCAGUUCGUCGUCGUCGUCGUCGUCGUUUUCGUCGUCGUCAUGCAGCAGCACCAGUAGCACCACACCGCCAGGGUUUGCGUCGAUUUUCCUCUCCACAACUGCUGUGGGCUUAUUCUCCGCCCCGGAUUGCACCCUCGUCGCACCACCACAGGAAAAUGCUCUCAUCGCCGCCAGAGAGACUGUCGAAAGUGGUUACCCACGUACAUAUGAUCUACUCUAGUAUGCAGUUCAGAGGAGUGAUUCAGGAGGUGUGAUUAUACACCCAACUUUUGGGAGUCAACUUCGAUUUGCAAGAAGUAUCGACAACAUGGCUGCCCAAGUCGUGGAAGAAGCGCCUGCGGUGGAUGUCGCAAAGGCUGAGGAACUUAAGGCAGCAGCUAAUGCCGCAUUUCAAGCACACAAAUUUGCCUCUGCAUUAAAUCUCUAUACUCAAGCUAUUGAACUGAAUCCUAAGAAUGCCGUAUAUUGGGCAAAUCGCGCUUUUGCUCAUACGAAGAUGGAAUCGUACGGAAGUUCUAUAGAGGAUGCUACAAUGGCUAUUGAAGUUGACUCUAAAUAUAUAAAGGGAUACUAUAGAAGAGGAACGGCAUACCUGGCAUUGGGAAAAUUUGUGAAAGCCCUUAAAGAUUUUCGGCAGGUCCAAAGGAUUGUGCCCAAGGAUCCAGAUGCUUUAAAGAAGGUUAGGGAGUGUGAAAAAGCCAUCACCAAAGCUAAAUUUGAAGAGGCGAUCGCAACUGAGGACGAAAAAAAACAUUCUGUUGCUGAUUCUUUGGACUACCACACUAUAGUGGUCGAUGAUUCUUAUCAAGGGGCUAGAAUAGAAGAGGAUAAUAUUACAUUGGAUUUUGUGACAAAGAUGAUAGACGACUUUAAGCAACAGCGCUCCGUCCAUACCAGAUACGCCUUUCAGAUACUUUUGAAAACGCGAGAGCUAUUGUUAGCAACGCCUACUUUGGUUCACAUUGCAAUUCCUGACGGAGGUCACUUUACUGUUUGCGGUGAUAUUCAUGGGCAGUACUAUGAUUUACUCAACAUUUUCAAGCUGAAUGGUCUUCCUUCAAAAGAGAAUCCUUAUCUCUUUAAUGGCGACUUUGUUGAUCGUGGCUCUUUUUCGGUUGAAGUUAUUCUUACGCUAUUUGCGUUCAAAUGUCUCUAUCCUACAGGGCUGUACCUUUCUAGAGGUAAUCAUGAAAGCAAGAGCAUGAACAAAAUAUAUGGUUUUGAAGGGGAGGUUAACGCGAAGUUCAAUGAGACAAUGAAUAAAUUAUUUACAGAGAUAUUUUGCUGCUUGCCUUUGGCGAAUGUUCUGAAUAACAAAGUGUUUGUAGUCCAUGGCGGACUCUUCAGUAGUGACGGUGUGAAGUUAUCCGACAUAGCUGCAAUCGAUCGGUUUAGAGAGCCUCCAGAUGAAGGGUUAAUGUGUGAGCUGCUGUGGAGUGAUCCCCACCCUGGCACGGGGCGUGCACCUAGCAAACGCGGUGUCGGUGUUGCAUUUGGAUCUGAUGUCACCCAUCGUUUUUUGGAAGACAAUAAUCUAGAACUUGUGGUGCGGUCCCAUGAGGUGAAGGAUGAGGGUUAUGAACUUGACCACGGUGGCAAACUUAUUACCGUCUUCUCUGCUCCCAAUUACUGCGAUCAGAUGGGUAAUAAGGGAGCCUUUAUAAGGUUUCAGGCGCCAGAUAUGAAGCCUCAGUUCACGAAAUUCAGCUCAGUGUGGCAUCCAAACGUGAGACCUAUGCAAUAUGCGAACAACUUUUUUAGUCUUCUGGCGUAGAGGUAUUGAGGGUAUUUAUUUUAGACGAAGUUUGUUUCGGUGUGAUAUUUGCUGGUUGUGCAGAAUAUUACAAUGUUCAGAGAGAGCCUUGAUUUGACCUUCUAAUGAAUCAUUCUUAAAUGAGGUAUUAUUAUCAGGGACAGGUAUUACCAUGCCAUGCCAAAAACCACACGGAAAAUUAUUUACCUUCAUCAUGUUACUGACGAAUGGUUCCAUCGAACCAUGUUUAUGCUUCUUUUUUUAAUGUUCGAUAACCUUUUUGAGUGGUCAUAA